This is a messenger RNA of Penaeus monodon (black tiger shrimp), 582 nucleotides long. Its product is annotated as alkylglycerol monooxygenase-like. The transcript is spliced from 5 exons. The record is from RefSeq and is a predicted model, not a curated record. The coding region runs from base 1 to 582 and encodes 193 amino acids. Gene Ontology annotation, biological process: lipid biosynthetic process. Gene Ontology annotation, molecular function: iron ion binding; oxidoreductase activity. NCBI's taxonomy places the organism in Eukaryota, Metazoa, Arthropoda, Malacostraca, Decapoda, Penaeidae. Gene Ontology annotation, cellular component: endoplasmic reticulum.
AUGAUAUGGGUUCUUGAUGGUGUUGGCGGUAGUGGGGUGGCGGCGUCGACCUUCGUGAUCUUCCUCCUGCUGGAGUUGGCGUGGCGGCUGUGGCAGGGGAAGCCGGCGAGGCUGAACGACGCCUACACGUCCCUCGGGCUCGGGAUCAUGCACGAGGCCACGCUCUUCGCCUCCGAAACGGCUCUGCUGGUCGGCUACGAGUGGCUUUAUCAGUACCGUCUGUUCGAUCUGGCGUGGGAUUCGUCUGUCAGUUGGUGGGCCUCCUUCUUCAUGGUGGAUUUCGUCUACUACUGGGUCCAUCGCGCCAAUCACGAGAUCAACCUGCUGUGGGCCGCCCACCAGGUGCACCAUUCCUCCGAGGACUACACCCUCCCGACGGGCCUCCGCCUCUCGAUGUUCCAGCGCCUCACCUACUUCGGGUUCUACCAGCCUCUCGCCCUCCUCGGCCUCCCCAUCACCUCCGUCAUGGUGCACCUCGGCCUCAACUACCUCUUCCAGUUCUGGGUUCAUAACGAGGCUGUUAAGAAGAUGGGGCCCUUGGAGUGGGUGUUUAAUACCCCGUCACACCAUCGAAUGUCAUGA